GGUAAUGUUUUGCACCAAUGAUUAGAUUGCAACUGCAAGACAUGGCUGCUCUCCGUCAUCUCACCGUAAAUAUUGGGAGAGCAAUCUUCUCCCAAGAAUCAAGAAGAUGCAUAAGUCUUUCCUCGGCGUUGAGAAUUAAAGAAAUAAGAGAAACGAGAGAAGGGAAAAAUCUGAUAGUUGAAGGUGUAACCAUUUCCUCCUCAAGGGUACCUUUGCUCGUCAAAAACACAGCACCUACCGGAGCUUGUCCUGUUUGUGCUGCCGGUCUAGAUGUGAAGCAUACGGAUGUUUUAAUUCUUAGCCAAUUCCUACGGUCAGAUGGUUGCAUGCUACCUCGCAGAGUAACUGGCCUGUGUAAAACUCAGCAGAAAAGAAUAGGAACAAUGGUAGCAAUGGCCCAGAAAGCAGGACUGAUGCCAAACAUUGCUCCGGCCAAUAGCAAACGAGAUCCAAAGCGUAGAAAAGAUUGGAAGAAAUUCAACACUUAUUUCGACGAAAAUACGAUCUGGACAAAAUUUGUGUAAUUUAUAAAACCCUUUAGUUAUGUACAUGUAUUUAGUGUGUAAAAUAAAUAAAUCACCAUCUUAUAAA
Messenger RNA from Diprion similis, 591 nucleotides. RefSeq names its product 39S ribosomal protein S18a, mitochondrial (gene mRpS18A). Gene Ontology annotation, molecular function: small ribosomal subunit rRNA binding; structural constituent of ribosome. Gene Ontology annotation, biological process: mitochondrial translation. Bases 18 to 524 code for a protein of 168 amino acids. The record is from RefSeq and is a predicted model, not a curated record. Gene Ontology annotation, cellular component: ribosome; mitochondrial small ribosomal subunit. The transcript has 4 exons. NCBI's taxonomy places the organism in Eukaryota, Metazoa, Arthropoda, Insecta, Hymenoptera, Diprionidae.